AACAAACUCCUGCCCGCGAAAGAAAACCGGUCUAAACUGGUGCCGCACUUCGUCAAACCAGCUAGCUUAGGGAUAAACCCCAGGGGUCAGCAUUUUUGGAGGUACUUAGCCCAGUUACCCAUCAUGCCUCUCUGGCAACUUGCGAGAGUGCAGCACAGACUUGCACAGCAGGUGGGCAGAUGCACAGCACGUUUCUGCAGCCAGUCAGCGUCCGCUGGUGUCCCGUACGAGACAACGCUGAAGUCUGACGACGCCACGGGCCCGUCCUCGGUACCGUCGGAGGCAGACGUGGUGGUGAUAGGUGGGGGCAGUGUGGGCUGUAACACGCUGUACCACCUGACCAAGCUGGGGGUCAGCAAUGCUGUCCUCCUGGAGAAGGCACAGCUCACAGCUGGGACAACAUGGCAUACAGCAGGUCUGGUGUGGAGGUUGCGUCCCAAUGAUGUGGAAGUGGAGCUGCUGGACCACACCCGAGACCUGAUCCAGGGUGUGCUGGGGGAGGAGACAGGACUAGACACCGGCUGGAUCAACAAUGGAGGCAUCUUCAUCGCCUCCAACAAGGAGAGACUGGACGAGUACCAGAGACUCAUGACGCUUGGGCGCAACUAUGGCAUUGAGUCCUACGUGCUGUCGCCAGAGGAGACAAAGAAGAUCUACCCCCUGAUGAAUGUGUCAGACAUGUACGGAGCGCUGUACAGUCCGGGGGACGGGACCAUCGACCCAGCAGGCUACUGCACAACUCUCACCAGGGCUGCCAAAAAGGGAGGGGCACAGGUGGUAGAAAACUGCUCAGUGACAGGUAUCCAGGUAAAAGAGGAUGACUACGGAACCAAAAGAGUCGUUGGAGUGGAGACUUCACAUGGAACCAUUAAGACCAAAGCUGUAGUCAACUGUGCAGGUGUGUGGUCACCAUACAUUGGGCGCAUGGCAGGAGUGGCUGUUCCACUGAUCGCCAUGCACCAUGCGUACGUGGUGACUGAGAGGAUAGAAGGCAUCCAGAACAUGCCCAACAUCAGAGACCACGACGCCUCCGUGUACCUGAAACUACAGGGGGAUGCCCUGUCUUGUGGUGGCUACGAACCCAACCCUGUCUUUUGGGACAAGGUGGAUAAAGACUUUGCGUUUGGUCUGUUUGAGCUGGACUGGGAUGUGUUCAGUGUCCAUGUGGAGGGGUGUGUGAACAGGGUUCCAGUCAUCGAGAGGACAGGGAUCAAGUCUACAGUGUGUGGGCCAGAGUCCUUUACAGCAGACCACAAGCCGUUGAUGGGAGAGUCUCCUGAGGUGCGAGGGUUUUACCUCGGCUGUGGGUUCAACAGUUCUGGGAUGAUGUUAGGAGGAGGGUGUGGUCGGGAGCUGGCCAGAUGGGUCGUCAACGGACGCCCAACACUGGACAUGUACGGCUAUGACAUCAGGCGUUUUCCCACCUGUCAAACUAGUGACGACCGUUGGAUAAGGGAACGCAGCCACGAGUCGUACGCCAAGAACUACUCCAUAGUCUUCCCACACGACGAACCACUUGCUGCUAGGAACUCCAGGAUGGACCCUUUCCAUGAGGUGUUGCUGGAAGCAGGGUGUGUGUUUCAGGAGAGACAUGGCUGGGAGAGACCUGGAUACUUCACACCACAGGGACCCACUCCUAUCCCAAACUAUGACUAUUAUGGUGCUUAUGAAGAGAUCCCAGGCAAUGAAGUAAACCUGUACAAUGACAGACUGAGAGAUGACUAUACUUUUGACUUUCCCGAGCACCAUGAUGUGAUUGGUAAGGAAUGUGUGGCCUGUAGAGAGAGGGCAGCAGUGUUCAACAUGUCCUACUUUGGCAAGUACUACCUGACUGGCCCAGAUGCACAGAAGGCUGCUGACUGGAUCUUCUCCAACAACGUGGACAAACCACCUGGCUCCACAGUGUACACAUGUAUGUUAGACAAGUCAGGAGGGAUAGAGAGUGACCUGACUGUGAGUAUGAUCGCUCCUGGGGAGGGCUCAGCCAUGGAUCCUUCCUUUGAUGGUAAGGGUUUCUACAUAGCUGUAGGCGGAGGUGCAGCCCAGCAUAACUGGUCCCACAUCACAGACAUCCUCCAGGACAACAGCUUCAACUGUCAGCUGGCAGACAUGUCUGAACAACUCGGCAUGAUCAGUAUACAGGGGCCCAGAAGUCGUGACAUCCUCCAGGCUCUGACAGACACAGACAUGGGCAACGAAGCCUUUCCCUUCUCCACCAACCAAGUCAUCAGUGUGGCAGGACACAGAGUGCGCGCACUCAGGCUCUCUUUUGUAGGGGAGCUGGGCUGGGAACUGCACAUCCCCAAGGAGUCAUGUGUCCCAGUUUACAAAGCUGUGAUGAAGGAAGGGGCCAAGCAUGGGGCAGUCAACUCUGGGUACAGGGCUAUUGACUCUCUCAGCAUCGAGAAAGGCUAUCGCCAUUGGCAUGCCGACAUCCGUCCAGACGACACCCCAUUUGAAGCUGGUCUGGCCUUCACAUGUAAGCUGAAGUCCAGCACUCCCUUCCUGGGGAGAGAUGCUCUAGAGAAACUCAAACCACAGGGACUGCAGAAAAAACUGGUCUGCUUCACUAUCGAUGACCAUGUUCCCUUGCUGGGUCUGGAGGCCAUCUGGAGGAACGGUGCCGUUGUGGGAUACCUGCGGCGUGCGGACUACGCCUUCACGCUGGGGAAAAGCAUCGGCUACGGCUACGUCAGGGAUCCAGAGGGAGGGAAGGUCACCGCGGAGUUCCUGAAGGCUGGAGAGUACUCCAUCGAAAGGAUGGGUGUGGUGUACCCAGCAACCAUACAUCUGAAAACACCCUUUGACCCACAGAAUAAUAGGGUUAAAGGUAUCUAUGACAAUGGCAAUGUGAAAGCAGCGACUGUGUAGAUAGGCAAACAAAAUGACGUGAAUCAAUCAUCAGAAGAUUAGGUUGAACCAUCCUGUCAACACACAGGUUCAUAGUUAGUUAUGCAAAGACUGUCACUAGGAGUGACAACUGUCAUUUGGAGCACAAUUUAGUCAGGUUAAAGGCUACUACAGGAGCCACAAAUUUGACACACCUGGCUAAGUGACAUUUCAAACUACGAAUGUUCAACUUUUGAUGCAUUGCUAUGUGGAAAACUGUAACAAUAACUAUGAAGACUUUUAGAAGAUGAGUAUUUUUGGUUGUUUCAUAUCAUAAAUGAUAUUUUCUUUUUUCUGUCAAAUCAGAAAAUAAGCAACAAAUCCAAGAUGCAAGAAAUUAAAUUAGUUUUGCCUAAAAAUAAGAGUGCUUGGAAUAACAACAAUAUUGAUACACUGUGAUACAGAUAAAAUAAUAUAUUCAAUUUUAUGAUGAUAUUAUUGUCUUCCAGAUGGUAUCAACAUUAUGAUAGUAUUUCAUAUAUUGAGUGUUUCUGUCAAUUGAAAAACUCCAGACUCCAAAAUAUUUCAGAUGGUUUUUAAGAAAAAACGUUGUUAAUACAGUGUAGCUUAUAGAAAUAGUACAACUUAUGAAAAGUGCCAUUUACAUGUCAACUACAAUACUGCCAACAGUCUUACUUGAAGCUAGCACUGUAACAGUGUGAACUUACAGGUAUACAGCAGCUUUUCUCCAAUGGAGAUAGUGUAUAACUUAGCACCAUGAUUUCAUCCUGUUAAUUCAGUUUCCUAAUGUAAGGUUACAAGAUGUGUAAAAUGUUAUAGCAGUGGAGAUGCUUUCCUAUGCAAUGACAACUUUAUGUGAAUGAGUUUAAAUUCUAAACAUGGACACUUACUGUCAAGCUGAUAAUGGCAUACUCUAAUGCAAACUUAUUCUUACAAUUUUUGCCAAAUGUGAUAUUUCUAUGUUGGGAAUUAGAUGCUUAUGGAUAGUUUAGAUACAUUAUGAAAUAAAAGUUGAAUUAGAACAUGAACAUGGAGAAUCAGAAGAGGCAUACCUGAGUCACCACAGUUUUAUUUUCGUUUUCUAUAUUGUUUAGAU
Molecule: messenger RNA, 3946 nt
Organism: Branchiostoma belcheri (Belcher's lancelet)
Lineage: Eukaryota; Metazoa; Chordata; Leptocardii; Amphioxiformes; Branchiostomatidae
Product: sarcosine dehydrogenase, mitochondrial-like
Exons: 18
Coding region: 124-2871 (915 amino acids)
Cellular component (GO): mitochondrion
Molecular function (GO): oxidoreductase activity; protein binding
Source: RefSeq, a predicted model, not a curated record